This is a messenger RNA of Emiliania huxleyi CCMP1516, 891 nucleotides long. RefSeq lists its product as hypothetical. The record is from RefSeq and is a predicted model, not a curated record. NCBI's taxonomy places the organism in Eukaryota, Haptophyta, Isochrysidales, Noelaerhabdaceae. The transcript has 3 exons. Bases 1 to 891 code for a protein of 296 amino acids.
AUGCUCGCUCUCACGCUCGCCGCCGCGCGCGCGGCGUACGAGCGCACGCCGCGGGCUGUCGUCAUCAACCUGCCGCGGCAUUCAAAGCGGCUCGACGCCGUGCGGGCGCAGCUGAGGGCGCAGGGCGUCUCUUGGGAGAAGAUGCCGGCAGUCGACGGCAGAGCGCUGUCGAAGGAGGAGCUGAAGGCGAACGUGACGGUCCUGGGCAGGCAUCUGCUAACACCGGGCAUGAUUGGCUGCUUCCUCUCCCACCGCGGCUGUUGGCGCCGCUGCGUCCAGUCUGGAAAGCCGCUGAUUGUGUUUGAGGACGACGCCGUGCUCAUGCCGUCCUUCCGCCGACGGCUCGCCGCGGCGCUGGCCGAGCUGCGCGAGGACGACGAGUGGGACGUCCUCUUGCUCGGCGCGUUUGGCUGCGUCCACCCGAGCGGCAGGGACGAGGAGGGCGGAGGUGCUGCCGGGCUCGGCGGGGCUGCACGCGCCCGCAAGCUGCUCGAGAAGCUUCCGCGCGCCUGCUUCCACGUCGACAACGUCGCGUGGGGGCUACGGCCGUUGCGGCUGCUCUGCGUCCACCCGCUGCUCGCAAAGCAGACGCACAGCGACACGACCGUCGGCGGCCUGUCUGGAGAGGAGUGGAUCCCGGCCUGGUUCAAGCAGGUGGACGACUACACGGGCGUCUCCUUCUCGUGGGCGUGGAAUUGCCCGAUGGUCCGCCUCGGCCGCGGAGGGCCGCUCGUGACCGUCGGCCGCGCCUUCGGCUGCAGCUGCAUCGCCCUCACGGCGGCGGUGCUGCACGCCUCGAUCACGCGCUCGCUCGCGCUGCUGCAGGCGUGGGCCGCCUCCGUCUUCGCCUUCGGAGCUCUGAUCCGCCUCCUCUCUUCGCAACACAAGUAG